Molecule: messenger RNA, 6439 nt
Organism: Dipodomys ordii (Ord's kangaroo rat)
Lineage: Eukaryota; Metazoa; Chordata; Mammalia; Rodentia; Heteromyidae
Gene: Myh11
Product: myosin, heavy chain 11, smooth muscle
Exons: 41
Coding region: 1-5940 (1979 amino acids)
Cellular component (GO): myosin complex
Molecular function (GO): ATP binding; actin filament binding; cytoskeletal motor activity
Source: RefSeq, a predicted model, not a curated record
AUGGCACAGAAGGGCCAGCUGAGCGACGAUGAGAAGUUUCUCUUCGUGGACAAGAACUUCCUCAACAGCCCGAUGGCGCAGGCGGACUGGGUGGCCAAGAAGCUGGUGUGGGUGCCGUCGGAGAAGCAGGGCUUCGAGGCGGCCAGCGUGAAGGAGGAGAAGGGCGACGAGGUGGUGGUGGAGCUGGUGGAGAACGGCAAGAAAGUGACGGUGGCCAAGGACGACAUCCAGAAGAUGAACCCGCCCAAGUUCUCCAAGGUGGAGGACAUGGCGGAGCUCACCUGCCUCAACGAGGCCUCCGUGCUGCACAACCUGAGAGAGCGCUACUUCUCCGGCCUCAUCUACACCUACUCGGGGCUGUUCUGCGUGGUGGUGAACCCCUACAAGCAGCUGCCCAUCUACUCGGAGAAGAUCGUGGACAUGUACAAGGGCAAGAAGCGGCACGAGAUGCCCCCCCACAUCUACGCCAUCGCCGACACGGCCUACAGGAGCAUGCUGCAAGAUCGCGAGGACCAGUCCAUUCUGUGCACAGGUGAGUCUGGAGCCGGCAAGACGGAGAACACCAAGAAGGUGAUCCAGUACCUGGCAGUGGUGGCCUCGUCUCACAAGGGCAAGAAGGACACCAGCAUCACGCAAGGCCCGUCCUUUGCCUACGGGGAGCUGGAGAAGCAGCUGCUGCAGGCCAACCCCAUCCUGGAGGCGUUCGGCAACGCCAAAACCGUCAAGAACGACAACUCCUCCCGAUUCGGCAAAUUCAUCCGCAUCAACUUCGACGUCACUGGCUACAUCGUGGGCGCCAACAUCGAGACCUACCUGCUGGAGAAGUCGCGUGCCAUCCGCCAGGCCCGGGACGAGAGGACCUUCCACAUCUUCUACUACAUGAUCGCGGGGGCCAAGGACAAGAUGAAGAAUGACCUGCUGCUGGAGGGCUUCAGCAACUACACGUUCCUCUCCAACGGCUUCGUGCCCAUCCCCGCCGCCCAGGACGACGAGAUGUUCCAGGAGACCCUGGAGGCCAUGUCCAUCAUGGGUUUCAGCGAGGAGGAGCAGCUGGCCAUAUUGAAGGUGGUGUCCUCUGUCCUGCAGCUGGGCAACAUCGUCUUCAAGAAGGAGAGAAACACCGACCAGGCGUCCAUGCCUGACAACACAGCUGCACAGAAAGUGUGCCACCUCGCCGGGAUUAAUGUGACCGACUUCACCAGAGCCAUCCUGACCCCACGCAUCAAAGUUGGACGGGAUGUGGUGCAGAAAGCUCAGACGAAAGAGCAGGCCGACUUCGCCAUCGAGGCCUUGGCCAAGGCCACCUACGAGCGGCUUUUCCGCUGGAUACUCACCCGCGUGAACAAAGCCCUGGACAAGACCCAUCGGCAGGGGGCGUCCUUCCUGGGGAUCCUGGACAUUGCUGGAUUUGAGAUCUUCGAGGUGAACUCCUUCGAGCAGCUGUGCAUCAACUACACCAACGAGAAGCUGCAGCAGCUGUUCAACCACACCAUGUUCAUCCUGGAGCAGGAGGAGUACCAGCGCGAGGGCAUCGAGUGGAACUUCAUCGACUUCGGCCUGGACCUGCAGCCCUGCAUCGAGCUCAUCGAGCGCCCGAACAACCCUCCGGGCGUGCUGGCCCUGCUGGAUGAGGAGUGCUGGUUCCCCAAAGCCACAGACAAGUCCUUCGUGGAGAAGCUGUGUUCCGAGCAGGGCAACCACCCCAAGUUCCAGAAGCCCAAACAACUCAAGGACAAGACGGAAUUCUCCAUCAUCCACUACGCGGGGAAGGUGGACUACAACGCGAGCGCCUGGCUGACGAAGAACAUGGACCCCCUGAACGACAACGUGACCUCCCUGCUCAACGCCUCCUCGGACAAGUUUGUGGCCGACCUGUGGAAGGACGUGGACCGCAUCGUGGGCCUGGACCAGAUGGCCAAGAUGACCGAGAGCUCCCUGCCCAGCGCCUCCAAGACGAAGAAGGGCAUGUUCCGCACGGUGGGCCAGCUGUACAAGGAGCAGCUGGGCAAGCUGAUGACCACGCUGCGCAACACCACGCCCAACUUCGUGCGCUGCAUCAUCCCCAACCACGAGAAGCGGUCGGGCAAGCUGGACGCGUUCCUGGUGCUGGAGCAGCUGCGCUGCAAUGGCGUGCUGGAGGGCAUUCGCAUCUGCCGCCAGGGCUUCCCCAACAGGAUCGUCUUCCAGGAGUUCCGCCAGCGCUAUGAGAUCCUGGCAGCCAACGCCAUCCCCAAAGGCUUCAUGGAUGGGAAACAGGCCUGCAUUCUCAUGAUCAAAGCCCUGGAGCUCGACCCCAACCUGUACAGGAUCGGGCAGAGCAAGAUCUUCUUCCGCACCGGCGUCCUGGCCCACCUGGAGGAGGAGCGGGACCUGAAGAUCACCGACGUCAUCAUGGCCUUCCAGGCCAUGUGUCGGGGCUACCUGGCCAGAAAGGCCUUCACCAAGCGGCAGCAGCAGCUGACGGCCAUGCGGGUGAUCCAGCGGAACUGUGCGGCCUACCUCAAGCUGCGCAACUGGCAGUGGUGGAGGCUCUUCACCAAGGUGAAGCCGCUGCUGCAGGUGACCCGGCAGGAGGAGGAGAUGCAGGCCAAGGAGGACGAGCUGCAGAAGACCAAGGAGCGCCAGCAGAAGGCAGAGAGCGAGCUCAAGGAGCUGGAGCAGAAGCACACGCAGCUGGCCGAGGAGAAGAACCUACUUCAGGAGCAGCUGCAGGCGGAGACGGAGCUGUACGCCGAGGCGGAGGAGAUGCGGGUGCGGCUGGCGGCCAAGAAGCAGGAGCUGGAGGAGAUCCUGCACGAGAUGGAGGCCCGCCUGGAGGAAGAGGAGGACCGGGGCCAGCAGCUGCAGGCCGAGAGGAAGAAGAUGGCGCAGCAGAUGCUGGACCUGGAGGAGCAGCUGGAGGAGGAGGAGGCCGCCCGGCAGAAGCUACAGCUGGAGAAGGUCACGGCCGAGGCCAAGAUCAAGAAGCUGGAGGACGACAUCCUGGUCAUGGAUGACCAGAACAACAAACUCUCCAAGGAGCGGAAGCUUCUGGAAGAAAGGAUCAGCGACUUGACUACCAACCUCGCGGAGGAGGAAGAGAAGGCCAAGAACCUCACGAAACUGAAGAACAAGCACGAGUCCAUGAUCUCGGAACUGGAGGUGCGGCUGAAGAAGGAGGAGAAGAGCCGGCAGGAGCUGGAGAAGCUGAAGCGGAAGCUGGAGGGAGACGCCAGUGACUUCCACGAGCAGAUCGCGGAGCUGCAGGCGCAGAUCGCAGAGCUCAGGGCGCAGCUGGCCAAGAAGGAGGAGGAGCUGCAGGCCGCGCUGGCCAGGCUGGACGACGAAAUUGCGCAGAAGAACAACGCUCUGAAGAAGAUCCGGGAGCUGGAGGGCCACAUCUCAGACCUGCAGGAGGACCUGGACUCGGAGCGUGCGGCGCGGAACAAGGCCGAGAAGCAGAAGCGAGACCUGGGCGAGGAGCUGGAGGCCCUCAAGACGGAGCUGGAGGACACGCUGGACAGCACAGCCACCCAGCAGGAACUCAGGGCCAAGCGGGAGCAGGAGGUGACGGUGUUGAAGAAGGCUCUGGACGAGGAGACGCGGUCCCACGAGGCACAGGUGCAGGAGAUGAGGCAGAAGCACACGCAGGCGGUGGAGGAGCUCACCGAGCAGCUGGAGCAGUUCAAGAGGGCCAAGGCGAAUCUGGACAAGAGCAAGCAGACGCUGGAGAAGGAGAACGCGGACCUGGCCGGGGAGCUGCGGGUCCUGGGCCAGGCCAAACAGGAGGUGGAGCAUAAGCGCAAGAAGCUGGAGGUGCAGCUGCAGGAGCUGCAGUCCAAGUGCAGUGACGGGGAGCGCGCCCGCGCCGAGCUCAGCGACAAGGCCCACAAGCUGCAGAAUGAAGUAGAGAGCGUCACGAGCCUGCUCAACGAGGCGGAGGGCAAGGCCAUCAAGCUGGCCAAGGACGUGGCCUCCCUUGGGUCCCAGCUGCAGGACACACAGGAGCUGCUCCAAGAAGAAACGCGCCAGAAGCUCAACGUGUCCACCAAGCUGCGGCAGCUGGAGGAUGAGCGCAGCAGCUUGCAGGAGCAGCUGGACGAGGAGACCGAGGCCCGGCAGAACCUGGAGCGCCACGUGUCCUCGCUGAACGUGCAGCUCUCGGACUCCAAGAAGAAGCUGCAGGACCUGGCCAGCACCGUGGAGGCCAUGGAGGAGGGCAAGAAGCGCUUCCAGAAGGAGAUCGAGGGCCUCACGCAGCAGUACGAGGAGAAGGCGGCGGCUUACGACAAACUGGAAAAAACCAAGAACAGACUUCAGCAGGAGCUGGACGACCUGGCCGUGGACCUGGACAACCAGCGGCAGCUGGUGUCCAACCUGGAGAAGAAGCAGAAGAAGUUUGACCAGUUGUUAGCCGAGGAGAAGAACAUCUCCUCCAAAUACGCGGAUGAGAGGGACCGAGCGGAGGCCGAAGCCAGGGAGAAGGAAACCAAGGCCCUGUCCCUGGCCCGGGCCCUCGAAGAGGCCCUGGAGGCCAAGGAGGAGCUGGAGAGGACCAACAAAAUGCUCAAAGCCGAGAUGGAAGACCUGGUCAGCUCCAAGGACGACGUGGGCAAGAACGUGCACGAGCUGGAGAAGUCCAAGCGCGCCCUGGAGACGCAGAUGGAGGAGAUGCGGACGCAGCUGGAGGAGCUGGAGGACGAGCUGCAGGCCACGGAGGACGCCAAGCUGCGGCUGGAGGUCAACAUGCAGGCCCUCAAGGGCCAGCUCGAGCGGGACCUGCAGGCGCGGGACGAGCAGAACGAGGAGAAGCGGCGGCAGCUGCAGCGACAGCUGCACGAGUUGGAGACGGAGCUGGAGGACGAGCGGAAACAGCGCACCCUGGCGGCGGCGGCCAGGAAGAAGCUGGAGGGCGACCUGAAGGACCUGGAGCUGCAGGCCGACUCGGCCAUCAAGGGGCGGGAGGAGGCCAUCAAGCAGCUCCGCAAACUGCAGGCUCAGAUGAAGGACUUCCAGCGAGAGCUGGAGGACGCGCGGGCCUCCAGGGACGAGAUCUUCGCCACAGCCAAGGAGAACGAGAAGAAGGCCAAGAGCCUGGAGGCCGACCUCAUGCAGCUCCAGGAGGACCUGGCGGCGGCCGAGCGCGCGCGGAAGCAGGCUGACCUGGAGAAGGAGGAGCUGGCCGAGGAGCUGGCCAGCAGCCUAUCUGGAAGGAACACGCUGCAGGACGAGAAGCGCCGCCUGGAGGCCCGGAUCGCGCAGCUGGAGGAGGAGCUGGAGGAGGAGCAGGGCAACAUGGAGGCCAUGAGCGACCGAGUCCGCAAGGCCACCCAGCAGGCUGAGCAGCUCAACAACGAACUGGCCACGGAGCGCAGCGCGGCCCAGAAGAACGAGAGCGCGCGGCAGCAGCUGGAGCGGCAGAACAAGGAGCUGCGCGGGAAGCUGCAGGAGAUGGAGGGCGCCGUCAAGUCCAAGUUCAAGUCCACCAUCGCCGCACUGGAGGCCAAGGUGGCGCAGCUGGAGGAGCAGGUGGAGCAGGAGGCCAGGGAGAAGCAGGCGGCUGCCAAGGCGCUGAAGCAGAAGGAGAAGAAGCUGAAGGAGGUACUGCUGCAGGUGGAGGACGAGCACAAGAUGGCGGAGCAGUACAAGGAGCAGGCCGAGAAAGGCAACACCAAGGUCAAGCAGCUCAAGAGGCAGCUGGAGGAGGCGGAGGAGGAGUCCCAGCGCAUCAACGCCAACCGCAGGAAGCUGCAGCGGGAGCUGGACGAGGCCACCGAGAGCAACGAGGCCAUGGGCCGGGAGAUGAGCGCGCUCAAGAGCAAGCUCAGGAGAGGAAACGAGACGGCGUUCAUCCCUUCCAGAAGGUCCGGAGGCCGCAGGGUUAUCGAGAAUGCGGAUGGUUCCGAGGAAGAAACAGAGUCCAGGGAUGGAGACUUCAACGGCAUGAAAUCCAGCGAGUGAGCCCGCCAGGCCCCGCAGACUCUGGUCCGUCCUCGACUUGCAGAUGGCCCCCGCACCCCUCACCACGACCACGCCGGCGCCGCCCCCGCCGGCGGGUGUCCAUCCUGGGUUUAGAAGUCCAUCGGGAGACGCGGCCCGGCCUCCCACUGGCGGUGGCGCGUGCCCUGAUGGCCAGUUUUGGGCAAAACACAGGUGAUAACCAGUCACCGGCGCUGGGUUUCCAUGAAUUGGGGGGUUACCAAAUGGGCAUCACUGCCCUCUCACGGCCCCAACUCGUUUCCUCCCUGUGGACCCCCCAACCUCUCCAGAAAGACCCUUGCUUAGGAAUUUUUCUUCCCCUGCCCUGCCUGUCACGCCUCAGACCACACAGCAAGCGCCUCCUGUAGUCUCAGGAAUUAACGCGGGAAGCCCAGGGCUCAAGCAGAGAUGCCACACUGUCUUGCUUGCAUCCGGAUUGUACUUGCCGACACGUGCACUAAUAAAAGGUUCUAAGUCACCA